UGAUAUGUUACAUCCGCAUGAAACCGUCUCCUAUUCUAAUACAGAAUCAGACUGUAAAGGUUGAGAACAAUUUAUCAGAGAUCCGCUUUCACCACGAAGGCUUCUUCUGGAGGUGCUGGUUCACUGAGGAUGUCUCCCACGACAGCAUAUGGAACUUCCUGUUCACAAAUCAGCCUCCAUCCAAAUACUGUGUUCAUGGAUACCUCUUUCCCUUGCCCAUUUCAAUCGGACCAGUUCCCCAUCCCUCCUAUGAUGCUGCUGCAGUAUUCCGUGGGUUCUGGACAGCAUUCAUUGUUUAAGCUGUCACUGCCAGUCUGGUGGGCGUGUUCCUGCUGGUGUGUGCUGUGCCCUUCAUGAGCGCCAAGCUGUACAAACUGG
Acipenser ruthenus (sterlet) is the source of this 378-nucleotide messenger RNA. RefSeq names its product transmembrane protein 182-like. The record is from RefSeq and is a predicted model, not a curated record. The transcript is spliced from 3 exons. Bases 18 to 299 code for a protein of 93 amino acids. Lineage: Eukaryota; Metazoa; Chordata; Actinopteri; Acipenseriformes; Acipenseridae.